CAUUAAAAAUGUCCAAUCACACACCCAAUACUACCCCAUUUACCGCCUCCAAGCAUCAGCUCUACCAGCAGCUGCUCGGGUCUUCGGGGAGCUACGAUAUUUUCAAAACUAGAUCUGCGGUCCGGAUACUGGCAGAUAAGAAUGGCGGACAAUUCUGUUCACAAGACUGCCUUCCGUACUCGGUACGGAUCGUACGAGUAUUUGGUCAUGCCGUUCGGACUCACCAAUGCACCUGCAACAUUCCAAGCAAAGAUGAAUCAUAUCCUACGCCCACUCUUGGACGAAUGCGUGGUGGUGUACCUGGACGACAUCCUCAUCUGCUCGCGCGACAUGCAAUAACACGUCGAGCACCUACGACGCGUCUUCGAAGUUCUUCGACGAGAACGCUUCAACGUCAAACUAUCCAAGAGCGACUUCGCUCACGAGAAGGUCCAAUUCCUCGGACAUAUCGUAAGCGCUCAAGGAGUUCACGUAGACCCCAAGAAAAUCAAAGACGUGCGUACGUGGAAGACACCCGAGAACUCGUGGAGCAGCUGAAACAAACACUCACGUCUGCACCCGUACUCAUCUUGCCAGACCCCGAACGCGACUACGUCAUCGAAGCUAACGCCAGCGACCAGGCAGUGGGAGCAGUCUUGAUGCAGGACCAGGGGAAUGGACUGCAACCAAUCGCCUACCUCAGCAAGAAACUACAUGGAGCAGAACUCAACUACCCGAUACACGACAAGGAGGCCCUUGCUAUCAUCAUUGCCUUCAAAACGUGGAGAUGUUAUCUCAAAGGACGCAAGACGACAGUCUACACCGACCAUUGCAGCCUAAAAUAUUUGAAGACACAACCAAGCCUCUCCAGGCGGCAGGUCCGGUGGACUGACUUCCUCGAGAGACACUUCCACUACGAUAUCGUGUACAAGCCCGGCCACAAAAACAAAGCAGACGCGCUUAGCCGGCCUGCACACGUUGCCGCCAUCCAAGUUGAAGGGAUGAAUCCACUCCUCAAGGGACUCUUCAUACAGGGGUAUACCAUCGACCCAGAAAUUCCCUUGGCAGAAAAAGGACAUCUGCUACAGUGGGACAACGACAUCGCGUACCGGAAAGGAUCAAUGAAGAUCUGGGUACCUAAUUACCCUCCAUUGCGCCAGUUACUUCUCGAAGAAUACCACGACGUCCUAUACGCGGGGCACUUCGGUAGCAACAAAACGCUCACCGGUAUCGCCAAACACUACUACUGGCCCCACAUGGCAGAUGACGUACAGAAAUUCGUCACCUCAUGCACUACAUGUCAGCCGGUGAAGAGCAGCAAGCAGAAAAAGGCGGGACUGCUACAGCCUCUUCCUGUCCCAGAACAGCCAUGGCAAGUGGUCAGCCUAGACUUCAUCACGAGGCUACUAACUACCACGAGCGGACAUGAUGCGAUCCUCAUCGUCAUUGACAAGUUCUCCAAAAUGGGACACUUCAUCCCGACACACACGACAGCACGCACCGAGGAGACGGCACAACUCUUUUUCACCAGUAAAUUCUGGAAAGAACUGAUGUCUCUACUCGGGACCAAACUCGCCAUGUCAUCCGCCUACCAUCCGCAGACAGAUGGACAGACCGAGUGCCUCAACCAAAUUGUGGAGCAACUCCUCCGUGCAGCCUGCAAGGACGACAUCUCCAAAUGGGACUUGCAUCUGCCCGUCCUGGAGUUUGCCUACAACAAUGCUACUCACGCCGCUACUGGACAGAUGCCGUUCUUCCUCUGUUACGGAUGCCACCCACUCACACCUCAACAACCAACCAUACCAGCCACAAUGCACAACGCCUUCCAUGUCCAACUCUUGAAGCCCUACCGAGAUCCCAACACGGUCUUCUCUGGACGCCAACUGCCGCCGCCGCCGCCCGUCCUCGUCCAUGAUGAACCCGAGUACGAGGUCGAGUCCGUGCUUGCUCACCACCAUCGACGGAAUGGCAUCGUGGAGCUUCUCAUUCGUUGGAAGGGUUAUGAUCCUUCAGAGGAUAGUUGGGUCUCUGAAUCCGAGAUGGAUCACGCUCGUCGUCCUCUUCGCGACUACCUUGUGAAGCAGGAGUAACAUAUUGAAUAGAAUGAUAGGUACAAG
Molecule: messenger RNA, 2096 nt
Organism: Closterium sp. NIES-67
Lineage: Eukaryota; Viridiplantae; Streptophyta; Zygnematophyceae; Desmidiales; Closteriaceae
Source: the annotation of a GenBank genome assembly